Drosophila gunungcola (fruit fly) is the source of this 6524-nucleotide messenger RNA. RefSeq names its product mucin-5AC. Gene Ontology annotation, cellular component: nucleus. The transcript is spliced from 6 exons. Lineage: Eukaryota; Metazoa; Arthropoda; Insecta; Diptera; Drosophilidae. The record is from RefSeq and is a predicted model, not a curated record. The coding region runs from base 540 to 4427 and encodes 1295 amino acids.
UUCUCUCAGCCCGACUGCAACGAAAAAUUACAAUUUUAAUCAUAAAACGCGUUUUAUGCUUAAUUGAAACACCAGAAAGUGCUGCAGUACACAUUUGCCCACAGCCAGGAGUUCGCCUUAAGUACGCAGCGCCAAGAUAAAGGGGUGAAAAUUGCAUUUGAAAGUGGAAUUGUUGGUGCGAAGAAAAAUUUUUUGCAGCAAAAAAUUCCCAGGUCUGUGCUGGCGUAAUAGUGUGUGUGUGUGUGAGAGGCGGGCCAGGGUUGCCGAGACGCCUGCUAAAAUGUGCUGAAAAGAGCUUAUUUUAAUGUCAACCCGGUUAAUUUUUGCUUUAAUAAGUGCGAAUCCGUGCUUUUUGUUAUGUACGAGAUCAAUGUAAUUUUUCUGUUUCGAAACGCAGUUUUAUUUGGCCCGUUUUCAGAUUCGAGGUCAAGUAACGUAACAAAAGCCGAAAAAGAUAACACAACAAAAGAACACGAGCAGCAGCAGCAGGAAGUGCCGAAAGAAAAGGAAACAAAAGCGGCAACGGCUUCACAUUGGACAUGUCAUGUCAGCAAGCCUCCAAAUUCCAUUCAGCCACCUCAACAGCCACAUUAGCCAAGAGCACAGCCACCAGGAGGAUUGCCACAGCCACUGCAGCAGCAACUGCAACUGCAUCAGCAACAGCUACUGCAGCAGCAACAUCAAUAACCAUAGCAACAGCAACAGCAGCGGCCACAACAGUAGCAACGCUGACGCCAGUGGAGAGUAUUGCCGGCAAGACGACGUCCGAGGACUCGGAUCCCUAUGCCUUCACAGAGACUGUGGCCGUCCUUCCGCCCGUUUUAUUCAAAGCACAGAAAUCGAGAGCCCGCCUAAGCGACAGCAAUAGAGGCAGCAACAAGAGGCAGACGGCAGCAACAGCUGCGGCCAGCAGAAAUGCGAAUCUGGAGGCAAAGGCGCAGGCGUCUUUCUGGAACACAGCCACAACGAAUUUCCAUCAUGUCACGCAAUCUCAGAGACAGUCAGCAUUGUCGCCCGCGUUGCAGUUGCAGUUGCCGCUGCAAUCCCAGUCGCAGUCGCAGCCCUCGCCGAAGCGGGCCACCAACGUGUGUAUUGUACGCCCGCAGCAGCAGCAGCAGGACAAAAUAGCCAACUCGGAGUCCUGCCAGCCGCCAGCAGCACCGCCCCCGCUCUACGCCCACACUCCGUCGCUGUGGCAGACGCCGCUGCUGCUGGAAAACAUCCAGAAGCAUCCGCAGCAGCACCAGCAGCAACCACAGCAGAAGCAGCAGCCACAGCAAAAGCAGCAGCAGCUGCAGCAAUCGCAGAAGCAGCAACAUGUCCAGCAACAGUUGCUCCAACAGCAGCAGCAACAUGUUCUGCAGCAACAACAACUACAGCAUCAGCAGCAACUUCUCCAGCAGCACCAGCAACAUCUUCCGCAGCAUCAACAGCAGCUCCUUUUGCAGCAACACCAACAGCUUCUCCAGCAGCAAAAUCAGCAGCAGCAGCAGCAACAGCAGCAGCAACAGCAGCAGCAAACCGUUGCCAUUGCGCUGGUCAGCCCGCCCACAUCGCCCGCCUCAUUACCUUCGCCCACCAUGGCGCCCGCCACCGCUGCAGUGACGGCCAUGGUGGCUCCGAUCUCCGUGUCGCCCAAGGGUGGAUUACCUUUGCCGCCAUCAAAAUUUCAUUAUAACACACUGGCGCAACAUUUGCAAAAGGUGGAGUGCUUAAAGAAAAAGAAAACCUUGCCGCUGGCCUGCCAAAAUAACAACAAUAACAACACCAAGUUGCUGAACAACAACAAUGUGUUGGAGUCGCUUAACAAACCGGUGUUGCAGGGCACGACCUACAAUCAGACACAGCCGCCACCGCUGAUGGUUUUUAAUACGGGUACAGUUGCAGUUCCCGUGCAGACUCCACUCCAGGUUGCUGCUCCACAGAAACAUUCCACCGGCAACAGCGUGGAUGACAGCGAUCUCAACGAGAUACCCGUCAACGUUAUUUUCCGAACGCCACCAGUGGCGGGAGGAGCGGCGGCGGCUACAGGAGGAGCAGGAGCCGCAGUCGUAACUGAGCCAGGAGCGCAACAUUCUCGAGGAGCGGGUGUGAAACUGGUGACUCCUCUGACGCCGCCCACUCCGCCAGAGAUGCCGGCACCCCCAUUGCUAGCGCACUUGCAACCGAAGAUGCCCACAUCAUGUGUUCCAGCUUUGACACCCAGCUUCAAAGUGAUGCCGCCAGCAGUUCUCAGCACCAAGUUGGCUCCACCGACUGCCCCAAGCUCAAAGCUCUCGCUUCCGGUAGCACCAGCUUCAACGAACUCUCUGGAGAUUGCACCAAAAGCUGUUUUAGCCACAACAACCUCAUCAGCACCCGCAUUAGCCAAGAAAACUGAACAAAUGUCUUCCAAAGUGGCCAAUACCAAUGCCGCCGUCCGUCAAGCGUCCGCAGCUUCAAACGGCGGCAGAAGAGGCAUCACUAGCACUAACAACAACAGAAACAACGGCAUGGCAGCAAAGAAAUCACCCCCAACUUCUAUGCCGCCUCCUCAGGAACCGACUCCCUUGACAGCCUCAAACAAGGCGGAUCCGGCUCAUCGCCAGCGUCGCCGCAAGCCCGCCUCCAAACGGAGCUCGGCAACUUUGAGUGAGAAAGAAAUCUUUCCGGAGGACUCGCCCUACUGUCUGCAACAGCACUGGCUGAACUAUGGCUCCAAAGAUCAGGCCCUGGACUCGCCUCUGUCGCAGAGCAAUCGACGUGAGGAGCGGAUUGCGGUCCGUAAGGGACUCUUGAGGCGGCAGGCGUUGCAGCUGCUGUCCACUAGAUCGCUGCAGGAGCUGCCCAUGCGAGCGGCGAAGCAGCGGCUGCAGUGCGUCCAGAACAUGCUUAUCAAGUACCAGGACCAUGCCGGUCAGCAGCAGGGAAUUGGAAUUGGCAACCGAUGCCUGGUGUCCAGCUGCAAGCAGCCCACGCUUAGCAUGGCGGCACACUGUGAGCGCCACAUCGUGAACAACGGCACGCAGCAGCUUUUCCAGCCCUGCGUAGCAUGGCGAAUGGAUGGAACCGCCUGCAAGGCUCCCGUCUUCGAUUUGAAGCAUACACUGGCCCUGUGUAAGGAACACAGUCACCUGCGUUCCGGAAUGGAUGCAGCCCGCCCGGCACCGAAGCAGGCGGCUGCCAGUUUGCCUGUCGCGGGAGUGGUUACGAAUGCGCCCACGCUAAGUGUGCCUGUAAAGCAGCAGCGCAAGCGCAAGGCGAACACAAAUCCCGCGCCUCGUCCGCAGAAGCGUGGCAGAAAACCGGCGAACGAGCAAAAUGUCACCCAGAUCAACAGCCAGAUAAACACUCUGCCGGUGAUUCCGUCGGCGGGAAUGCAGCGCAAGAGCAGCACCACCUCGCUGGAGUCCAUUGCCAGCAACUCGCACUCGUCGGCCACCUCGCACUCCCAGCUGCCCUACACGCCUGCAAAUGUAUCCGUUGCGGUUCCCGCCGCCCAGAACUUGCCCCAGCUAUCCAUUCCGCCAGCGCUGGCUCCACUCAGCGGUGAUUUUCAGCCCAAGCAGCAGCUUGAACCGCUCUUGGUGCCCAAGCUGGAGGUGGAUUCGUUGUUUAAAUUCGAGACCGAGCAGCCGCAGCAACAACACUUGGAUCCGGGUCUUAAUUUGUUGUCCAAUGCCAAUAUCAAAGCAGAGGAGAUUAGCCAAAUUGUCGCCCAGUUGGCAGCUGCCAGUGGCGACUUGCCCCAGCACAACAAUAACAACUGUAGCAACCACAACAACAACAAUAGUGUGCACUUCAACAAUAAUAAUAAUAUGAACUAUAGCAACAAUAACAAUAACCAGCACAGUUUCCCCUCAUUCAACACGGCCUUUGGCAAUGCCAUGGGCCAGCCAACAAACACAAUCACGCACAAUGGCCACGCAGCUCCCGCUAUCCUGGCCAACACGGCGGAUCUGCUCGGCCAGGACAUGUUCGGCAUUUGCGAGAACAGCUCGGCGUACGCCAGUUCCGAGGACACCGGCCUGGGCGGACUCAGCGAGUCGGAGCUGAUAGGCGCUAACGAUGCUGAUGACAUAGCAUUGAAUGGAGCGCACUUGCUGGAGGAGCACGAUCUGGUAAAUGUGUUCGACACGCUGCCGGACGAUGCCUUCAACGAGCUGUUCCAAUCCGUGCAACAAGCCGAGUGCGAGGCCAUGGACCGGGCACUGGAGAUCGCCGAUAAGAACCUAAAGUGUCUGCAGCAGACGAUCGGCGGCUCGGCGGACAGCGCCUUUCUUAACGAUUUCCUGGACGUGGGCGACGAUCUGCUGGCCGAUGCCGUGAUGCACUCACCGAACACGUCCGGCAUCGAUGCCGCCACACUGUUCGUGGACAGCAGCAGCGGUGGCGGCAAUAGCAGCAGCAACGGCGCCUCCGACAUCCGGGGCUUGGUGCAGACCUAAUUCCGGCAUCAGGUCGGAUCUGGGGUCUACAGAUUUCACUGAAAGAGAUUUCCCAAUCUAAAUUUCCCUUUCACUUUCGGGCAGCUUUCGCUAAGAGUUUCGGUAUUUUCUUUUUGGCAAUUUCUCACCUGCGAUUCUGGUUCGGCACAAUCUUCUAUAUGCUGCUUAAAUGUUAUGUGUGCAUAAGCCAGGAAAUAUGCAUGUAUUAAAUAACAUUCGAAAAUCAUAUAGUUAUGCGUUAAUGUGAAAAACCUAAAAAAAAAAUUACAAAAAUUAAAAAUUUUUUAAAAAAUGUCCAAAAAUAUUUAAUUCAAGUAAAAGAAACAACAAUAAGAAGUAAAUGUAUAUGUUACGAUACACAGAAACAUAAAUAUGUAAAUUUGCGGGAAACUGUUGCAUUACAUUACUCUAAACGUAACUUAAUUUGUUAGUGAACCAACAAAGGAUUGUAGAGAGCAGCUUUAUUAUACAUAUAAACAAAAAACGAUAGAAAUACGCCAGAGCAAACAGAAAAAAAGAAACCGAAAUAGUAGGAAAUCUAGCAACAAAUUUGAAUUCUGAAUUAAAUGCACGAACGCGAUACAUUGAAGAGUUCGUUAACCUAAGUAAGCUUAGAAUUUGAUUAAACAUUUUGUGAGCGCAUUUACAACAAGAACACCUUACACUCAAACCAGAAUUGCAAUCAGUUUUGGGAAAAACAAGAGAAGCAGAAGAAUUUUUUUUUGGCUUGUUCCUGGUUUGCACAUAACACUUAAAUUAACACACACACACCAAUACCUACACAUACACACACAUACAACGUACAAGGGACUAGUUUGAAACCGCGAAUCGUAUUACUAAAUAUAUAUACAACUAUAUAUACUUAUAUAUAAAAUAUAACUAUAUAUACAUAAUACUACUUAAAUAUAUCUGUACACAUACAUUUAAGUGUAAGCUUUAAUUUAAACCAACCCACAAACAAAGAAGAGAAAAAUCAACAACAAAAAAAUCAACAACAGAAUGUAAAAGUGUAUACUUGAUUUAAUUUUAAGCUCUUUUAUUUAGCCAUUGCGCUAUGGCCGGAAACUUUGUUCGAUUUUAAUUUAGCCUAAAAAAUUUUAAAAGCAAAAUUAGGCUGACCGACAACUUUUGAGUUUAUACCUUGCGUUUGUCUAUCUAGAUUCUGUAAAUUAACAAAUAUUAAAUAGAAUAUAAAUGAAAUGUAAUUUUCUUUUGUCUAGUGACAAGCAACCACAUAUAAAACGAGAUAUAUUUAUACAACAAUACACAAAACAAGCAAGAAAACUGUUACGCUUUAAAAUACGAUAUAUACCACUCACUGGAGCCCGAUCCCAAAAUCAACGCCCACUAAAAAGUUCAGACCCCAACCAUUCCAUCCCCAACCAUUGUAAGUUUUCAUUUAUCAUCUGUCACCUGGCAUCUAAGCAAGUAUUAAAUGAAUUAAAAACGUUUAAUAACACUAGAUAACUAUGUAUUUGUAUAUGUAUCACGCAUCGACUUUGCAUUAUGUUGAAGCACCCAUCGCACUCUCUUGAGCACCGGCAUCUUUUAUAGGGAUUUUCGUUUGGGCCGUGCGGAAAAAAUGAUAGGAGCAGAAAUAACUACUUUAAACAUAAUGGAACUCUGUAAUAUAUGAUAUAUGAUUAACUCCCACACUCUCACUCUCUAUCUCUAAAGACCCUAUCUAGAUAUAACUGUAUGAAUUUGUUCUUGAGUUUAUUGAUUACCGAUUACUGGGUUACUUACUGAAUAAGUUGGCCCGAACUUUACUCUGAUCUACUUCGCUGUGCAAGUGACGCGAACAAAAUUUAUAUUUUUUUGGUAGCGAAACUACGAAACCAUGUAUUUGAUUAUAUGCUUUAAACCCUAUUUUUUACGACACUUAAUUUGUAAGAACUGUAGCGAUGAAACUACACCCCGGCAUCCCUCCAGAAGCCCGCCUCGUUUCCACCAUUUAAAGUUUUGUCUAUGUUUUUCGGUAUGAGGUACAAUUUCAUUUUGUAAUUUACGUGCAUUUUUGUGAUCUAAUUUGUGUAACUAUUAUAAACGAAAAAAAAGAAACAAAAUACUUUAAGAAAAUGAAACAAAAAAAUAAAA